Colossoma macropomum (tambaqui) is the source of this 1624-nucleotide messenger RNA. RefSeq names its product RAB42, member RAS oncogene family (gene rab42b). The transcript has 2 exons. The record is from RefSeq and is a predicted model, not a curated record. Gene Ontology annotation, molecular function: GTP binding; GTPase activity. Lineage: Eukaryota; Metazoa; Chordata; Actinopteri; Characiformes; Serrasalmidae. The coding region runs from base 273 to 938 and encodes 221 amino acids.
GCAAAGAUGAAAUAGCAGAUCAACACAGGUUCCACCCCUUCGACAGUGCAGCUGAGUCUGUUGCACAAACUUGAGCAAGCUCUGAGGAACACCUAAGAACUAUGGAUUUGGUUCUUUUUCUGUUAUGACUAAGGACGUGUGGGACAAAGGCUUGCACUAGAACACCAUCAUGAAAGACUGCUGUCUUGUAAACUGGCACUGAGUGAGGUGAGGAAGCAGGUGCUGAGUUUAUAUCUCUGCUGUUUUGAGGCCUGUUCUGGCCUACAGCAGUCAUGGACCUGACACUGUGGCAGUACCAGUUUCGCAUCAUCAUGCUGGGCGACUCUACGGUGGGAAAGUCAUCCAUGCUGAAACGCUACACAGAGGACGAGUUUCUGGAGUGUAUCAACCAGACAGUCGGAGUGGACUUCUAUGUGUACUUCCUGGAAGUGGAGCCCGGAGUGAGGGUCAAGCUGCAGUUCUGGGACACAGCUGGCCAGGAAAGAUUCAGGUCUGUGACCCGCUCCUACUACCGGAACUCGGUGGGCGCACUGCUGGUCUUUGACGUUGGGAACCGCACGUCGUUUGAGCGCGUGCAAGAGUGGCACGCUGAGGUGUGCGAGCACGUGCGGCCUCAUGCAGUGCUUUUCGUGCUCGUGGGCCACAAGAGCGAUCGCGAGGAGGCAGGGGAGCGCGUGGUGAGCCGCGAGGAGGCGGAGAGGCUGGCGGCGCAGCUCGGAGCCCCGUACGUGGAGGCGUCCGCCAAAACAGGCCACAACAUCCAGGUCCCGUUCGAGCUGCUGAGCCGCCGCGUGUACCAGGGACUGCAGGCGGGAGAGGUGCAGCUGAGGGAGGGCUGGGACGGAGUGAAGAGCUCAGUUCCACACAACCAGAAGAUCACCACCACCAAACUGCAGAACAACGACACCAACACGCAGAGCAAGCGCUGUGACUGCUAGAGGAGCCCCCCUUCAGAGACUCGCACACUGAGCCUGAUCUGAGCAGGAGAGCCGUGGGAAUGUGGAAAGAACUCAGUCCACUUUCAGUCACAACACUCUGAUCUUCUACACGUGCACCAGCAACAUCAUCCCAAAGCACAGGGCCAUCGGCCGAACACUGUUACUGAUGUUGUGAACGAUUUCUGAGGAGAAUUUAAGAGGCAAUGUGUGGGUCAGUAAUGCCCGCCUCGGGUCACAGGGUCAGAGGAAACUCCGAACAGAUGUAAAGUAAAAGAAGACCCAUAGUACUUUCUUUUGAUGCCCUAGACUUUUAACUUUGAUUCACUCUUGAUGUUCACUUAGAUUGCUGGAUUUGUUAGUGGGAGUUUUCCAAAAAGCACACCUAUCAACAGUCAGCUUAAUGACGCAGUGUUUGUCUGAGAAUGGAUCAAAGUGCCAAUCAAGUCCUGUAGUAGUGAAUCACUGGUACUAAUUAGCAAUAAAAAGAAGCUUUGACUGUUUUUGUUUUUGAAAUAAGACAGUUGUCCUGUUGGUGUUCCUUGGUGUCUUCAUGCUGUUUUUGAUCUCUUCUGGUACAACCUAUCCAAAACAUCAUGCAAUGUGGGACGUCUGUCUGAAAUGCCCUGCUGAUCUAGAAACCUUCCAGACUAAACCAGAAAACUCCAACAUGCAGUACUGUAAAAUGU